This is a messenger RNA of Saitoella complicata NRRL Y-17804, 1729 nucleotides long. Its product is annotated as sterol C-22 desaturase. The record is from RefSeq and is a predicted model, not a curated record. Gene Ontology annotation, biological process: sterol metabolic process. NCBI's taxonomy places the organism in Eukaryota, Fungi, Ascomycota, Saitoellomycetes, Saitoellales, Saitoellaceae. The transcript has a single exon. Bases 149 to 1729 code for a protein of 526 amino acids. Gene Ontology annotation, molecular function: iron ion binding; monooxygenase activity; oxidoreductase activity, acting on paired donors, with incorporation or reduction of molecular oxygen.
CCCGCUCUGCGAAUCGAUUUGUUGGGCGGCGCGACUGACCGCAGUAAACAACACCUGCGGCAGCAACAAACCCAAACACCUCCUUUCAUUGGAACGGAAUCCCUUGAUUUGAUCCGCCAGUCGUUUCAUAUCGGUCAGGUUAGGAGCCAUGGAGUCUUUCAACAACUUUUCGACCGCGACCGCGACCGCGUCGGCUUUCAAGGUCGCCGAGGCCUCCGUCGCCGUCGCGACUCUCAGGGAGUUCGUCAAGGGUAUGAGCUGGUGGACCGUCGCUGCGACUUCUCUCGCCAUUCUCUUGGUUGCUGAGCAGAUUCGUUAUUUGAACCGCAAGCAGGGUAUUGCUGGUCGUGCAUGGACUAUCCCAAUCGUUGGAGAGUUCCUUGCGUCAAUGCACCCCACCUUCGAGGGUUACCUCGCCAAAUGGGAAUCUGGACCUUUGUCCUGUGUUUCCGUUUUCCACAAGUUCGUUGUCAUCGCUUCUACCCAGGAGCUCUCCCGCAAGAUUCUUAACGCGCCUGCUUAUGUCCAGCCCUGUGUCGUCGAUGCCGGAAAGAAGAUUUUGAAGCACACCAACUGGGUCUUCCUUGACGGUAAGGCUCACGUCGAGUAUCGUAAGGGAUUGAACAACCUUUUCACCCGCAAGGCUCUCGGUGUCUACCUCCCCGCCCAGGAGCAGGUCUACGAUGAGUACUUCAAAGAGUUCCUCGCCAUGUCUAAGGAGAAGCACGUUCCCUACAUGAACAUCUUCCGUGAGAUCAAUGUCGCUGUUUCUUGCCGUACGUUCUGUGGUGACUACAUCACUUCUGCGGCUAUCAAGGCUAUCUCGGAUGAUUACUGGCGUAUUACCGCUGCUAUGGAGCUCGUUAACUUCCCGCUCGUCUUGCCUUACACCAAAAUCUGGUACGGUGUCCAGGCUCGCAACCGUGUUUUGGCUGAGUUCGAGGCUUCGUCCGCUAAGUCUCGCGCACGUAUGCAAGCCGGCGAGGAGCCCAACUGCAUGAUGGACGCUUGGAUCAAGGAGAUGAUCGAGGCCAAAGCUUUCCAGGAGAAGGGUGAUGCCAACUCCGCCGGCCACGCACCCAUCCUCAUCCGCGAGUUCUCCGACUCCGAGAUUGCCCAGACGUUCUUGUCCUUCCUCUUCGCUUCCCAGGACGCUACCUCCUCCGCUAUGUGCUGGCUCUUCCAGUACCUCGCCGAUCGCCCCGAGAUCCUCGAUAAAGUUCGUGAGGAGCAGCUCGCUCUCCGCGAUGGUGACCGUAACAAGCGUAUGGAUAUCGACAUGGUUGAGAAGAUGACUUACACCCGCGCUGUCGUCAAGGAGACUUUGCGCUUGAGGCCCCCUGUGUUGAUGGUUCCGUAUGCUGCGAAGAAGGAUUACCCCAUUACCCCCGAGUACACCGUUCCCAAGGGAUCGAUGAUUAUCCCCACUUUCUGGCACGCGUUGCACGAUGAGGAGGCGUACCCCGAGCCCAACCACUGGAACCCUGAGCGCUGGACUGAGGGUAAGGCCGAGAGCUUCCCGAGGAACUGGUUGGUUUUCGGAACUGGUCCUCAUGUUUGUUUGGGUCAGCAGUAUGCGGUUAUGCAUUUGAUGGCUUGUGUUGGUAAGGCUUCGAUGUUCCUUGACUGGGAUCAUUUGCGUACCCCUACUUCCGAUGACAUCCGCAUUUUCGCUACUACCUUCCCUAUGGACGACUUAUUGCUCAAGUUCUCUGAGAGGGCUGCUUAG